Phaeodactylum tricornutum CCAP 1055/1 is the source of this 1264-nucleotide messenger RNA. RefSeq lists its product with no specific name. The record is from RefSeq and is a predicted model, not a curated record. The transcript has a single exon. Bases 405 to 986 code for a protein of 193 amino acids. Lineage: Eukaryota; Bacillariophyta; Bacillariophyceae; Surirellales; Neidiaceae.
CUCAUGUUUAGACUAGUGCAACAAAGUUGUGUACGGAUCAUGUAGGAACAAGACAUGGACGUCCUACGUGCCAGUCGUAUAUCGAAUACACUUAUUUUCGCUUCUCGAUUUGGCUAUGCUGUCAUGUCGGAUGAAGGCAAGUGUUCGGUUCGACGAAACACUUCGCAUUCGAGCACAAAAAAGCGCCAGUCAACCCCCAGAGAGAGAUUUUCAUUUAUACCAUCGGCGACAAUACAGGUCUUGGGAAAUGGCUGACUGCCUCACCAUUCCAAAAUUUCGACAGCUUCACUUCUCUGACGAGAGUUACUUCUUUGCUAGACACAUAGUCUCUGCGUAAUACAACAGCAAGAUCAUACCUAUGUCCCACAAUUGAUAGCUAUUUCAUCCUUUCCACACACGUCACCAUGUGCAUUGCUCAAGACCGCCGCCAGAAAUCUCCAAAGGCCAUACCUCUUAUUCCUGCCGUUUCCAAGGCCAACCAUGUAUCAAAUGUACCGUCGUUUCAUAUUAAUUCGAAGCAGGCGAUGCAGCGGACCGAAAGCUAUGAUACCAACUCAACGACACUAUCAAAGGAGUCUCACACAAGCGGUGCCCAAAAUUCAGCAAACUUUGUUGAAGACUCCAAGCUUGGAAAGGGAGAAAAAGAUUUAGAGUUUGAUGCUCCUGGGUUUGCUUUCCUCGAUAUUCCAGUGGGUGGAAUUAUACGUCUUCCCCGUGAUCGACACGCAGAAUCCCUGGACCAUCCAGCUAAAACGUGUUUGGAAAUUGCAUCGCGAAUGUUUCGCCUCUCCCAUGAUGAGGACACAUCGGAAACAUCAGAGUUCGACUCCAAAGCACACGCCUUGUUGGGUGGCUAUCGGACUCCACCGGUGGACGUUGACCGAUUUCAGGUUGUCUACCCUCCCGCUACUCCUCAACCAUGUAAAGUCAUUCAUUCUGAAUUUCAGCAGAUACCUGAAAACUUGUUACUUCCCAUCUUUCGAUAAAGCAAUCCGACGAAAGGUAUGCAUAGGAGCAUUGCCAUGUGGGGUUUUCUUUUUAGGUCAUAGGAGGUUUGUUUCUUUUGGAAGUGAUUGUUAGAACAACUUUUGAAAGCUCCAACUAUGAACUUUUAAGUCUAGGAUGCCUCAGCUGCAGCGGAGUUGCGCCCAAGAAGAGGCGAUCCGAGCGCGCCCUCUCUUCUAGGCUCUUCACCAUUGGAGCAACAACUGAAGCAUGAGCAGCACGCUACGAGAACAAAGCAUAGUAUAAAAAGUGAGUCAAC